UAGAACCAUGUAUCGCCAAAAAUUCGUUUAAAACAAUACAAAGAACAAGAAUAGAAAGAUAAUUAUAAACAAGAAUGCGACAAAUAAAUAAAUAAAAAAUAAAUAAAAAAAUCAAACGUUGCCUUCCUAACUGGUGAAACCCUKGUUUUUGUUGUCAAAAGAACGUUUUUGCUAGGGCCCCAGUCAUAAGGUACUAUAUCCUUAGUAUCGAUUGAACACCUUGCAAGGUGGUUGCCUAGCAACCUUAUUUGGUAAUAUCUUGUGGGUUAUACUAGUUAGACUAUAGAAUAAAGUACAAUACUGCUUAAACCAAACAGAACGAAAAUAAUAUUGGGAUAUUACAUACAUUUGUGUCGGCAAAAUUCAGAGAAAUGGGGUUAAAGUAGUGUUUUAGGAGGCUGUUCUACUCACAGUUAUUGAAAAACCACUGUCAUCUCACUAAUGAAAACCGACAAAAUCGCGAGUAUAAAUUAUUCCUGAUUUGAAGUCCAUUCUGCGUACAUUUAACCGAGCGGCUUCCCGCCCUUUCUUCAGUUUAAGACAAAACGAAUGAAUAAUGGAUUGUAUUGGAGUGUUUAAAUGACCAUCGAGAACGUCUUGAUGACUUUCUCUCUAGUCGAGCAUUACCUACCAUUGUACGUACAGAAAACAGUAAAGUGGCUUCUAUAUGAAGUUGUAUCCUUGUGUAUUUGAUUGAACCAAUCAUAACGUGGAGAUUGACUGUAAAUCAACAAGCUAUGUACGUCAUGUGUCUAGUUUUUAAUGUAUUCAUGUUUGAAUGGAACAAGAGACGUGUUUGGGGAUAAUUUCUUCUUUUACACCUGCCGUCAAGAGCAGCUGGCUGCCAAGUGAGCAUGCUCAGUUAUGUAAUGGAACAAUAGUUUGAUUGACAGGGCUCUACCUAGAAAGGACCCUAUUGCCAGAGGACCGAAUUGAACUUGUUCUUUUUUUGUAUGUUAAUUGGCAAACCUCUCGAUGUCUUAGAUGACAAACUCUCGGCAUCAAACAAAAAAAUAGCCAAGAUUUCUCGUUACCAAAGCGAAUUUCUUUGAGUUACUGUACGUGGUAGUGUGUCGGCGGUGGGGUGUUGUCAGUAGUGCGAAGAAUCCAAGACAAUUUUUUACUGUUUSUUAGACGCAAUGGGAUUUUGCUGUUGUUGAUUCCUUCUCACCUGCCUGCCAUCUUGCGUUUCUUGUUUCGACUGUGUUCAAGGAGAUUGUACUGAAGGCGCUGUGCGUCUACUUACUAAAUCAACUCUAUCCAAAGUUGUGUUAAUAAAAUAAAUCGACUGAAAACCUGCAAAACGACUUCUUAUGAGCGAAAAGUUCGCUGGAAAAUGCUGAUGAUGAGUAGCGAAAACAAGUCGAGCAAUGUAAUACGGGAAGAGGACGGCGAAGAUGAAGACGAUGAAGAAAAAGAGGAAGAACAACAACAAGAUGAUUCAGGUAACGGCAGCGAUCACGAACAGCAGUCACCGUCUCAUAACGAACCGACAUCACCAGUAUAUCGAGAUAGAGUCAGCAUCAAUGUAGGGGGUGUAAAGCACGAAACAUAUCGAAGUACUCUUAAAAACAUACCCGAUACUCGACUAUCUUGGCUUUCCGACGCUCCAACUGGAUCGGCAGACUAUGACUCCACGACAGGAGARUACUUUUUCGAUCGUCAUCCCGGYGUAUUUGCGAAUGUUUUAAACUACUAUCGAACAGGGAAAUUACACUGUCCGCUUGAUGUGUGUGGACCGUUGUUUGAGGACGAGUUGGGAUUUUGGGGAAUCGAUGACCAGCAGGUCGAGUCAUGCUGCUGGUUGACUUACCGACAACACAGAGAUGCACAGGUUACUCUCGCUGCCUUUGAAGGCGUCGAGUUUGAGAACGAAUUCGAUGACGAUGAAGAACCCGACAUGGAACGAUUUGGUUUCCAUUUGUCGGCUGAAAAUGAACCCGACAAAAGCUGGUUCGAAAAAUAUCAACCUAAAAUUUGGACUUUGAUGGAAGAGCCGCAUUCAAGCACACUAGCAAAGGUCAUCGCCUAUACAUCACUARUUCUUAUCAUCUUGUCAAUCGUUACUUUCUGCCUGGAAUCGAUGGAAUGGUUCAGAGUAGGUGAAAUGCGACCUCUUAUAUUGUUUAUUUUGGAAGGAAUUUGCGUUGGUUGGUUUACACUCGAACUCUUGGUGCGAUUCAUCUUUUGUCCAAAAAAAUGUGACUUUUUCAAGAAAGCCAUGAAUUGGAUCGAUUUUCUGGCGAUUGUCCCAUUUUACAUCAGCAUAAAAUUUCUUCACGAUCCAAACAACAAUAAUUUAGAUGUUCUCAUGAUAAUCAGGCUGAUUAGAAUUUUCAGGAUUUUCAAGCUAUCCCGGCAUUCAUCGGGACUUCAGAUUCUUGGCCAUACGCUGAGAGCAAGCUUUAGAGAACUACUUCUGCUAAUCUUUAUUCUUCUUAUGGGAGUAGUACUCUUUGCAAGUUUAAUAUACCACUGUGAAAAAGGCACCGAAGGUACCAAAUUUGUUGAUAUUCCAUCAUCAUUUUGGUGGGCAGUGGUUACCAUGACGACUGUGGGAUAUGGUGACAUGGCGCCAAAGACUUUGGCGGGAAAAAUCGURGGAGGACUAUGCGCGGUAUGCGGUGUGCUAACCAUUGCACUUCCGGUUCCGGUCAUUGUUAAUAAUUUCUCUUUGUAUUAUUCGCAUGCGCAAGCGCGGUUAAAGCUGCCCAAGAAACGCAGGCGCGUCUUGGUCAAUGCUGCGAACGCACUCAAAGUACCAGCAUUCCUGGAGAAUGGCAUGAGCGGCGAGUCCAAAGGCAGUGCUGACAGCGGUUGUCAAGAAAAAAACUGCAACGUAAUAGUGACUGACGAAGUGAAUGCGUCACGACCAAGGCGUCCAGUCAGAAGAGAGAGCCAUUUAUUUGGACAAUCCUCCCCUCCAAGUAAUGGUAAUGUGAACGUGGGUAGAAAUAGCAUUACUAGCAAUACUACAUACGCUAUGCAGAAACGACGAUCCAUGCGGCCUACUGUUCCAACCCUUACUGAAGUCGAGUGAAAAUCAUAGGAUACCAAAUAACUGUACUUACUCGGUGUUGCCAUGAGAACCUCAUGAAACAAGGUCUAUGACCUGCCAUAUGGUCACGUGGGUUUAGUCACCAUGACRACUCAGUAUUCCAUCAUGAACAAAACUGUCUGUGUACAGGAUCAUCCAUAUAUGGUAAAGGAGGGUGAAUGCGACUACUUGUUCAACAAACAAACUAGUAMAUUAAAGUCAUCGAGGGAACGUUGUAUGCGACCGUCCAUACCUGACAGUGGGCCGUGAUGCCUUCGAACGAUAUGUAUUAUAUUUUCGAUACAUUGUACAUAUAGUUUGUACUCAUAUUGCAAAUGUGCAAUAACAGACACUGUAUUCCAAUAUACACAUUAACACAGAGAAGUCACGUGACGAGAUUAGCGGGAAGAGGAUUUCUUGUCUUUCUUGUCAUCGUUUGGUAAUUAAUUGAGGGGGGAGGGGACGGAGGUUAACAACCAAUAACACCGAUGUAGUACAAUAUCAUGUGAUAUCUUUCUUACCAAAUAUAGACGUAAAAUAAGGAAAUCUACUUUUUAAAUGACGUCAUCAUAUAGGUGGCAUUAUAACUAAAAUAUAUAUAAGUCAGCACGAUGAUGUCCUGUUUUACUACAUUUACCAGAAUGCUCUGCGGGAUUACUUUACAWAGUAAUUGUAGCAUAUGACGUCAUCGUACAAAUGACUCCGCAAUCUAUUAGUUAUCAGACUCUCUCCUUUACAGUUGUAUCCCAGUCCUUUUCCACAUAUUUGUGCGAAACGUCGUGGUUGAGUAUAUGGAGGAGAUGUCGUGUACAUUAGUAUUCUAAUUUAUGAUAAAUAAUUGAUUCACCAAUGAUUACAAGUUUAUAAUCUAAUAUUGUAUACAAUGGACCGAGUCCGUCUUACAGUCUGUACAUAUAUGACAUAUUACAUGUAAAAAUAUUUUCAUACGAAAUAGAAAUCAUCUGGUUGACUAAAGUGUCUAUCCGUCUUAGCAUACACAGUCACAAUUAUCAUACAUUAGCAAACAUAAGCAUACAUUAACAUACAUUAGUUCUUUAGUACUCCAUCAGUCGUCAUUAACAUAUAUUAGCAUACAUUAGGGUCCGGUAGAUGUGCGACUCGGUAUAGAACUCAUCUAAUGUAAGAUUGCAAACCCGUGCAAUAUAAAUUCAAUUAUAAUACCAAAAUGGUUUUCUAGACGGGUUUAUUAUAAUCCUUAUUAUUCAUUAAAUACCUUACUAAUGAUCUUCUGAAUGGUGCUAUAUAAUUAGCGUAAAUACAAGUCUUAGAAUUCUUUGCAGAAAAUCCGUGAAAUAGAAUGCUAUGUGUUGAUUUCACGGUUUUAGCAGUUAUGAAUGUGUUAGUACACCAGUUUGUCCGUUGAUCGGGCUCUUUGUAUAUUAGUAGAAAUAAACAUUGUCACAAAACA
Molecule: messenger RNA, 4466 nt
Organism: Exaiptasia diaphana
Lineage: Eukaryota; Metazoa; Cnidaria; Anthozoa; Actiniaria; Aiptasiidae
Product: potassium voltage-gated channel protein Shaw
Exons: 3
Coding region: 1337-3040 (567 amino acids)
Biological process (GO): protein homooligomerization; potassium ion transmembrane transport
Cellular component (GO): membrane; voltage-gated potassium channel complex
Molecular function (GO): delayed rectifier potassium channel activity; protein binding
Source: RefSeq, a predicted model, not a curated record